Messenger RNA from Staurois parvus, 276 nucleotides. The record is from the annotation of a GenBank genome assembly. Lineage: Eukaryota; Metazoa; Chordata; Amphibia; Anura; Ranidae.
AUAGGCAGAUGUUGGGCAGCACUGGUGGGCACUGAUAGGCUGCGCUGAUGGGCAGCACUGAUGGACACUGAUGGUCUGCACUGGAGAAUCCAGGGGCGGACUGACAACUCAUGGGGCCCCUGGGCAAUAGGGGAUCAUGGGGCCCCUGUGUCUUUGCCCAAACUCAAAAAAGCAUAUGAAAAAGGUACCAGGGGCAUCUCAUGGGGCCCCCUAGUGACCCCGGGCCCUCGGGCAGCACCCGAGUUUCCAAAUGGUCUGUCCGCCCCUGGGAGAAUC